Siniperca chuatsi (mandarin fish) is the source of this 8187-nucleotide messenger RNA. RefSeq names its product ring finger and CCCH-type domains 2 (gene rc3h2). Gene Ontology annotation, molecular function: metal ion binding. The record is from RefSeq and is a predicted model, not a curated record. NCBI's taxonomy places the organism in Eukaryota, Metazoa, Chordata, Actinopteri, Centrarchiformes, Sinipercidae. Bases 656 to 4123 code for a protein of 1155 amino acids. The transcript is spliced from 20 exons.
AACCAGGCAGCCCACGCCUCGAAAAGCGGCUUGUUCCGGCUUGCCCCUUUACAUCUUUUUAUCCUUGCUCACAACGUUAAAAUAGUGCCCCACGCCGCUCAUCCGACCAUUAUUCACAAACGUUUUUGUUGAACCGUCGGAGGGUUAUCAAAACCGCAUCUCGGACAGAGUAUGCGUGAAGCGUAGCGGUGCAGCAGCUCUCUGCCUGUGCAGCCCGGCGGUGAGCGGCGCAGUUCAGGCACCAUCACCGGCGGAGCGAUACCACCAUCUCCUCUCCCCGGUUUGUCAAACCGAGAGCGUGUGGCUCGCUGUACCUGAGCGAAUGUGUCCGUCAUAUACUGCCGGAAAGAGGGGCAGCGGAUCAAAACUGGACCAAGGGACCUGUCUCUAAUGCUCUGAAAUGCAGUGCCAUAUCCCUCUCGCAUUAAGAGUUAUCUCCCGGGGCUGGCUGCUGCGGUUGUUUUGCAACUGAUGAAGAUUUUUUCAUUAUAUUUUUGAUGCGUUUCAUUGGAUGUCUGUGAAUAUGUUUAUUCUGGUGCUCUGGUGUAGUGCGUGAGUCAUCGUCGGCAGUGGCGAGCAGAAGCUGUUGUCGGAGCUCGUUGACAUGCAUACCCCCUGAGCUCAGCGAAGCCUCCCUCAGUGGUGUGGUGGCAGGAUGCCAGUGCAGGCGGCCCAGUGGACAGAGUUCCUGUCCUGUCCCAUCUGCUACAAUGAGUUUGACAGCAGCGGCCACCAGCCCAUCAGCCUGGGCUGCUCCCACACAGUGUGUAAGACCUGCCUACACAAACUGCACCGCAAGGCCUGCCCCUUUGAUCAGACACCAAUCAGCACCGAUAUCGACCUGCUGCCGGUCAACUGUGCCCUGCUGCAACUGGUUGGAGCUCAGGUCCCAGACGUGCAGCCGGUGAGCCUGAGCACUGCAGCAGAAGUUGAGAACUACGAGGUGUGCAGGGUGUGCGUGGAAGAGCUGGCUCUCUACCUAAAACCAAUCAGCGGAGCAAAAGGUGUGGCGACUCUGAGUCCGAGUGUGCUCAGUCGGCCAAUGCAGAGGAAGCUGGUGACCUUGGUGAACUGCCAGCUGGUGGAGGAGGAGGGCCGUGUGCGGGCUGUGCGGGCAGGCCGGUCGCUGGGGGAACGAACCGUAACCGAGCUUAUCCUGCAGCACCAGAACCCCCAGCAGCUCUCUGCCAACCUCUGGGCAGCGGUGAGGGCACGGGGCUGCCAGUUCCUGGGACCUGCUAUGCAAGAAGAUGGACUGAAGCUAGUUUUACUGGCUCUGGAGGAUGGCUCAGCUUUGUCCAGGAAGGUGUUGGUUUUGUUUGUAGUCCAAAAACUUGAGGCUCGGUUCCCCCAGGCCUCCAAAACCAGCAUAGGCCACGUGGUGCAGCUUCUCUACAGGGCCUCCUGCUUCAAGGUGACUAAGCGUGAUGAGGACUCCUCACUGAUGCAGCUGAAGGAAGAGUUUCGGACAUACGAGGCUCUAAGGAGAGAACAUGACGCUCAGAUCGUCCACAUCGCCAUGGAGGCGGGCCUACGAAUUUCACCUGAGCAGUGGUCUUCCCUGCUGUACGGAGACCUGGUCCACAAGUCACAUAUGCAGUCCAUUAUUGACAAGUUGCAGUCUCCAGAGUCGUUUGCAAAGAGCGUUCAGGAGCUGACAAUCGUCCUGCAGAGGACAGGAGACCCUGCUAACCUCACAAGCCUUAGACCACACCUAGAGCUACUAGCCAACAUCGACCACAACCCAGAUGCCCCGGCACCAUCGUGGGAGGAGCUGGAAAGUGUGAUGCUGGCAGUGAAGUUGGUGGUUCACGGACUUGUGGAAUUCAUACAGAACUUCAGCAAGAAGAGCCACGACACUCCACAGCCUCAGGCGAACAGCAAGUACAAGACCAGCAUGUGCAGAGACCUUCGUCAGCAGGGAGGCUGUCCCCGAGGAACCAACUGUACAUUUGCACACACACAGGAUGAGCUGGAGAAAUUUAGACUGAGGAACAAGAAGAGCAACAGUGUGGGCCGUGCGUUCCCUUUAGCGCCGGGGGUUAUGGGUAAAACCUUUACCAUGGAGGGCAGCAUCCACACAGAUGUGUCUGCAGGAGUGGGGCAGGGGCUCAAAGGCACAGGGGAGAAUACAGCCACCCUGACAGAGGGAGUGCCUGGACUGACUCACCCCCAACUGAUCUCCAGAGGGGCUGACAUGAUGGAGGAAAUGAAGAGAGUGAUGCCAAAUGGAUCCAAUGGGGCUAACGGGUCCAACGGGCUAUCUGGGACCAACAGAAACAUAUCAGGGUCAACUGAACAGAAGUCCAUCUCUCCUCCCAGGACUCCAGUCAGCCACUCCUCAGCGUCGUCUCCCUUGACAACAGCUGGGCGGGGUGAUAGUGGCGCUCCUAUGCCCAAACAUGGUCAGUUUGUGCUGCGUGCACCGCAUCCUUCUCAGGCAUCAGAGCUGUACUAUCAGGAGCCCCACUCUGCAUAUGACACGCCCCAUUAUCAAGCAACCUCAGGUUCCUAUUACCCAUCUAGUCUUCAUCCUCCUCACAAACACUGCAUGGCUCGGUUCCUUCGAUCCUCCAACGUCCCAGAAUCCUCUCUGCCGCCUUCGAUUGGCCCUCCACCAUCUUCCUACCCCAGUGACCCUCAAAUGUCACACCCACCAUCCUCCUCAUCGUCGGGGUACCCACCACACCCGCCUAGAGAUCGGAUGGGACCUCCUGCCUUCCAUACCCACCCGGGGCAGCCUCAGUAUGGGCCUCUGGCGGCUGCUCAUGGUGUUUAUGCUCCCCUCUAUGACAGCAGGAGAGUAUGGAGGCCUCAGCUGUACCACAGAGAGGAUGCCAGGAGUAACUCACUGCCCCCAGAGGUGCUGCAUUCCUCCGUCUACCAGCCUCCACUCAGGGAGAGAUUCAACUCUCUAGACAGCAACUACUGCUCUGGAGCUGAACACCGUGCAGGGCUACACAGGGAUUAUGGCCGUGUUCCUCUGGGCUACGAGGAUCUGUUCAGAAGGAAGCAGGAACAGUGGGCUCAUCAUCACCACCAUCACGGCGCCAGCAGGCCCUCCCAGUCCUCCCCCAUCUUCACCAUCGAUUUUGGAACUGAGCACGUGGAGAGCAGUGGAGGCCAGUGCGUGGGUUGCAGGUUCAGAGGCGAUGAAAGUUUAGCGCACUACUCUCCGUGGUCCUGUGGUACCAUCGGCCCCUGUCUCAGCCCCUUUGAGCCUGAAACACUCACACACACCUCGGCUCACUCCUGCUCAGAGCGCUCGGAGUUGGAUAGUAACGGAGGUGGAGGUGGUGGCGUUAGCAGUAGUGGUGUCGGGAAGCGAUGGCUGCAUUCAUUGGAUCACUACCGGCGCUUGAAAGACGAGGACCCGAUCAUUCCCUUCAGUGAGGGGCCCAUUAUCUCCAAGUGGGGUGCCAUAUCCAGGGCAUCUCGCACGGGCUACCACACCACCGACCCUGUCCAAGCCACGGCCUGCCAGGGCAGUGCUAACACCACACCCAUCAACUUUAAAGAUUACAACCCCCACUUGGAUCACAGCGACUACAGGUGGAGCUCCAGAGGAUCAGACUCUUCUAGCCACUCCAGUUUCCUAGAGAGUGAGCAGCUUUGUGCAUCAGAGCUCCACGUCCGUCAAACUUCAAUAAGCAGUGGAGAGAAAAUCAUGUCUGAUCUGCAAGUCCGUCAGACCGCCUACUGCCAGGAUCGGGACCGGGUUGAGAGCGAACUGGACCCGGAUCGGGACAUUGAGCUGGAACUGUGCGCUCUUGACAUGGAGGAUUCAGACCACCAGGAGAUCAAGUCUCAGGAGUCUUUAGACCUGUCUGCCCCACAGUCUCAGGAUACUUCCCACCUUCUCCCACCUCCCUGCUCCUCUCCCCUCCUCUCUUCUCCUGUAGAGGAGCACCUCCGAACAGAGGGUCCUUCGACAGAAAAGGUGGAUGCUCACCUGCUGAAAAAGAUGGCCUUCAGGAAGUCUUUGUCUCCUGGAGGGUUGGUCUCAGGAGGUAUGGGCGUUGGCAAGCUGGUGCUGCGGACUGGACCUCCUCGACUGGGGGACGCUCCAACGCGGGCUUGUCCUGAAACACCCAUGACAGAGAUGCUUCUCAAUGGAAGCUAAGGGGAGACAAAGUCAGACAUUGAACUGUACCAAUCUAGAAAUGAGUCGCUUGCCCACAACCAGAUCCUGGUUAAAGGAAUACCAUUUAAUUCCAGCCUUCAUACAUGUCAAUCAUAUUCCUAAAUAAAACUUGACAGAUAUGGGUCAACAGUCUGUGCUGUACCACAUCGUAAGGGGCAAGCAAAAACACAUUUUCCUGCCUCCCAAGUGGUGAUUUCCAUCAAUGUACAGCUCCACAGAGAAUUUAUUGAUAUCACUGUUUAUGACUAGUAAGGUACAUGGCCAGUUUGCUCUCACAGUAGAUGCUGAACUUGUCCAUGUUUGCAUUUUCAACCCCAGUCACAUUUAAGAGAAAGGCUGGCGAUCACACAGCAUCUUCACCACAUGAUUGCUCACUUAACAUGACAUUGUACUCCUGAGGUUUACACAUCAUCUAGUUUGCUGUCAUUCAACAUGGCUGACAAAGACAGACUUAUGUUUGAUAGGACUUUCACAUGGUCUGUCAGACAGAAAAAGCCAAAUUUCUAAUAAAUGAAUUACUCAAUUAUUUCCAUAAGCAUCCUUACAUAGCAAUGCCCUCAUCCAGCUCGAUGCUACUGGUUUAGUUAAUAGCCUUUGUUUUAUUGCUGCAUAACACAUUUUAUAGAAGUAUUCCCUGAAAAAUCAAGAGAUAUACAUUAUGAUACUGAGAACAAAAACGGGUAAGGCACUCCAAUCCUCCGAGAAAAUAAAAAACAGAGGACUUCACUAUGCUGAUACUCAAACAAGUCUCUGUCUUUUAUUAGUCAAAUGACCUUUUCAGUGGUGUUCUCUGAAUUCCCUGUCAUGAGAUCACAGAGCACAACACAGUCAUAAAUAGAAUUUGUAACAGAUCAUUGAUCACUGGAGGUAAAAUGAUCAGUGGAGGUCAGGAGGGAUGACAACAAAACAAAGAUGUGUGUAAACGUUUUUUUAUCCAUACUAUAAUACCUUUAGCCUCUUUUCUUAGCUGACUCAUACGGCAUAGCUAAACAAUACACAGCAAUUCUUUUUGGAACAGAAAUGUGUAUUUUCAGCUUCAGAAGAAGCUAAUUUAGUAGAUUUCUAUAAAAGCUGCAUUAACACACAGUCAAUCUUAAAAACUACUCUUUUAUCUUUGUGUGCCUGUAGUGGUUCUGGCAUUGAAUCCUGCUGACUGUGAGUUAGGAACAGUCUCAUUGCUCUCACACACAUACACACGCAGUACAUGUGUGCACAAACCACAAAUCAUUCACACACAGUAGACACAAACAUGCAAUACAGUGGCCUUUCUCUCCUUGGUGUUAUAUAGAAUCUAAACAUUGGGCUUUACAAUGACUUUUGUCCAUGCCCACCGACAGACUCCAGUGCUGUUCGGAGGUGUUAUCUUUCACGUAAAUGUGAUCUCAGAAACUGGAAACACUGGAAAUCACAUUUUUGUAAGCCCGUGGCAUUUUCUGUGUUUUCCAGUCUGGUCAGCUUUACGUAAAAUGUAAACAAUAUUCAGAGGUCAUGCAUGAUGUUUCAAGCUGAAGCCUACAAAAGCGAGGGACACCACUUCUUGUGUUUCUUCAUGCUAUAUCUUUGUUUAACUUUAAAUUUAAAUUUUUUUUAUGCAUUGCUAACUUCUGUGAAGUUGUUUGUCGGGGUAUUUUGUAUCAGGAUCUUUGUUACUCUUGUUUUGUUGCUAUAUUUUACAUUACAGAGACUAAACUGAUCGCCCAUUCUAAUGUUCCUCUGUGUUCGCUGGCCAUCAGUACGCUGUCUAGUACACUGUAAUUAUGUGCAGUAUCCAUGCAGCCCAGCAUCGUGUCAUGUGUGGCUUAGUCUUAAUGACUUUAAUAAAUAACAUGAAAACAUUAACCCAUUUUAGAUAUACAGGAUUUAAAGUCAUGAAGACUCUGAGUUUGUUUACACCUAUUCUAAAUCUUAUGAGAUUUGUGUAGAAUGAGAAGACUAAUCUUUGAAUCUUUCAAGCUUCCUUUUUAAUUUCCUCUCACCUAAGCUACUGUACCUUUUCAGCAGCAAUGUCUUUCCUCUCAGAUUAUACAUUAAAUCCCAUUUUAGAGGAUGGCAGAGUGGCCGUACAUGUGAGGGUUGCUUAUUGAGUUUCAAGUUAAAACUUUAUUAACCUGAAUGAACAAUGAAAUAGUGGACCGGUAACCUUUCUGGGGGUUUUCUCCUAUCUUCCACUCAACAUAUAAGGUUAAGUGGGUAGACAAAGUGAACAAUUGGACUGAACAAUUCAGUGUAACUUGAUGUGAUAAUACUCAACUGAUUGAAAACUCUCCAGUGUUUUGUAGGGUUCAUUUCUGAAAUCAAAAGGCAAGAACUGGCGCAGGGAUUUAGCUGCUCCAAGUUGUGAAAUUAGCUCAGCUACCUACUGUCGCUCUGCAUCUGUUUACAACUUCACCUUUGAAGUCAUGUAACGUUAAGUGCCAUGAUGUGUACAGUACAGUACAAUCAAUCCCUGCAAUUUUCCUGUAGCUUUUCAUAUUCCUCUACUGUAAACUAUAUGAGGAGGGAAAGGCUCAGUCAAGUGUGAGGAGUGAGAUGCUUCUCUUGUAGUUCUGCUUUGUUCCAUUAGAGGAGGCUAGAUCCUUGUCUGUCUGAAUCGCUCAGGGAAGUAGCUCAGUUACUUUGGCUUUUUCUAUAUUCAUCACUUAAAUAUUCUGUGGAAGUAUUUACCUUAAUUUCACUUGCUGAUAACUGGCCCUUUCAUCCAAAGCAUAAAUGGGUUAAAGUGUUACGCUGAUUAUAUUAUUUUCCAGUGUUUACUUUGCCAGUGUUUUAUUUUGCCUCUCAGUAUCAAUAUUGGCUUUGCUAUUCCUGUUCUCAUGGGAGAGGGCUGGGCACUACUGUGUGUAAAAUCAGUAAUGUGAUAUUGAACUAAUGUCAAACUGAUACUCCGUUUUCUUUAAAGUCUCUGUAGAGCACUGCUGUAGUGGCUAAUUGCACUGCACUAAUUCCCACCCCAUCACUGCCAGCGGGUGCACUCUGUCAGUAAGUGCCCCCCUCCUCCCCCCUAAACUUUUCUUCGCCCCAUCCUCCCUGCAUCCUGCGUCAUGCAUGCGAUAUAGUCCCUCUUGUGAUGGCGGAGGAGUAUUGAUAAUUCUGUAGUUGUGAUACAACACACCCAGCGCUGUAAGAGUUCUGCACAUGCCCACUGUGUGGCCACGUCAAGUGCUGAAGUUUGCUUGCAGCAUUUUACUUGUUUGCUCAUGAAAAUUAAUUCUUGUUUAGUAGAGAUUAUAUUAUUAUUAUGACCAUUAUUGUUAUUGCCACAUUUGGUUAUUGUUGUGGUAUUUUUCCUUCUUGUUAUAUUCUAAGUCUGCUUCUUUGUUUUGAAUUUGAGAAUUUGCUGAAACUGUUGAAAUUUUUUAUUAGACAAGAAAGUGUCUCAUUAUUCUAUAUUCUAUGGGGGGGGGGGCCUGUUUGUUGAUUGUGAAACAUAUGAUGAACUGAUGUUUUCUGACUAUUCAUGUCUGUAUUAGACAUUUUAUUUGCAAAUCUAUUGUUCGAUUGAAAUGUAAAUGACCUAUUAAGAGAUGGUACACAUCCGUCAUUGUAUACAGUCUGGCACCAUCAUUUGAUGGACUUAUAGCAUAGACGCUCAUUUAUACAACCUGUGAUAAUCAGAUAUAUAUUUAAAUGUUUAAAUCAUUGGGGCAGUUGUGUAAUGUUUCAGAAUGAGGAAAAUAAAAUCCUUAAGAGACAGCAUAUCUAAAACAUCCCCAUAAUGAAUAAUACUGUUACGUAUUCCAUUUAUUUCCUCGGAAAUAUCACAUUGUGAAAGGUUUCCCUUUUACUUACUGUAAGUUAAUGCAGGACUGGAGUAAGUCUAACCUAUGGUGAUAAUGAUUUAUGUGCUAUUAAUGAUUGAUGGAACUGUUUUAGUAUUGUUUGACUGACUGUGCAUUUUUGGGCUUGUUCAUCUGUAUCACACUGACUCACAGACAGCUUGGCCGAGCAGCAUACUGCUUCUGUGUUGCACUGAGAGAUAGAAUUAUGAAAAGGAAGAUUUCAGCACAUGAAAUUGCAUGCUACAAUAAACAAAUAACAAAUAA